UGUUAAUAACACAGGCUACGUGAAAGCACUGUCAUUUAACAGAACGCGGAGCAUACCGACAAGUCCACAAGAGAAAAAUCGUGUUGUUUGCUAUAUACAAAGCUGGGCCUAUCACAGAAAGGGCAAGGGACUGUUUGUGCCGGAAAAUAUCGAGCCAACAAUCUGCACCCACAUUAUCUACGCCUAUGCCACGAUUAAAGACUUUUAUAUCAGGCCUUUUAUUCGCUACGAAGAGUCAGAGCCGUGGCGGGAAGGACUGUUUCAACGAUUGGUAAACAACAAAGAGAUUAAUCCGGGAUUGAACGUCAUGGUUGCAGUUGGGGGAGCAGACGGAGAUAAAUAUAUUGAACGUAUGCCUGAGAAUGAGGCAAACUUGAAAUCAUUUGCAAUUAAUGCUGUGAAAUUUCUCCGAGAGAAAGAAUUUGAUGGACUUGAGGUUACAUGGGAGCGGCCUACCGUGACACAUAAACAAAAAUUUUUGAUAAUACUCAAGCACUUGAGAGAAGCGUUUGACCAGGAAGCGACGCAAAGUGGCAAGACUCGCCUUAUUCUCACAGUAAGCAUGCCAGCAGGAAAGGAAAAAAUCGAUGUAUACGGAAGGGAUCUAUUGACCAUUGAAAGAACCGUGGACUUCAUGUCUGUCAGGACGUACGACUUCCAUGGAAGCUGGGAGUCACACACUGGCUUGAAUUCUCCUCUAUACGAGGCUAAUUACGAAAGUGUCGAAAAUAGACAGCUAAACAUGGAUUGGGUUGGUAGAUACUACUUCUCUAUGGGAGUGUCAAAACGUAAUAUGAACCUUGGAAUUCCCACCUACGCCAGAUCGUACACUUUACAAGACCCGACUAACAAUGCAGUCUAUGCUCAAGUCACUGGCCCUGGUAAGCCUGGCCAGUUUACUGGGACACCAGGUCUUUUAGCGUACUACGAGGUGUGCGACUUCCUAACUCUCGGGGCCCAAGUAGUUGAUGUUCCUGAACAGAGGGUUCCAUAUGCCCACGGGGAAGAUCAGUGGGUCAGCUUCGAGAGCCUGGACAGUGUGAUCGAAAAAGCUUGCUACAUCUCCCAACUGAGAUUUGGAGGCGUUAAUAUAUGGGCGCUGGAUUUGGAUGACUUCAUGGGGCUUUCCUGCGAACAGGGCAAGUUUCCGCUAGUUGCCACCGUUUACAACAUCGUGCAGUACAUUGAUACCACUAAAUGCAGCAAUUUUCUGAUCAUGCGGGCGACAGGUGGAGCGGGAGAGAGAGGCCAACCUUGUCAACAUUUCAAGUAUAUGAACAUGAUGCUGGUGUUGGUCCUCGUCGCUUAUUCAGCAUUCCAUUAA
Molecule: messenger RNA, 1324 nt
Organism: Candidula unifasciata
Lineage: Eukaryota; Metazoa; Mollusca; Gastropoda; Stylommatophora; Geomitridae
Source: the annotation of a GenBank genome assembly